Messenger RNA from Caenorhabditis auriculariae, 3712 nucleotides. Lineage: Eukaryota; Metazoa; Nematoda; Chromadorea; Rhabditida; Rhabditidae. The record is from the annotation of a GenBank genome assembly.
AUGGGACCUUUUCGGGUCGCCUUCGGGGGCUUCUUAUUUCUGGAGGCUCUGCUACUGCAACAAGUCGUACUUGGCGCCAUCUUCGAACCUCUGCCUCGCAUCGAAUCUCUCAGGUGGGUUCUUUGACCAGACCUUCAACUGAGAAGCUCACAGCCCGGAAACGCAAGAGUUCGAUGCGAACGGAGAUCCGCUGGUCCUGAUACCGCCUCCGCCUCCAGAAGACGCCGACGUCGACGGUCCGACGCCUCCGGAGCCGAUUUUCAAGCCACCACCAAUUCUUCGUCACGGCGCUCCACCAAGCUUCAGACCACCGCCCGAAUUCUUCUUUCGUUUUAACGGCAACAGCAGCGUCGCAUCCAAAAUCCGGCUUUCCAAACUUGGCAAAUUGGAUCCGCCGGAGAAGGAUACAGAAGUUUUCUUGGAAACAUCGGCGAAACCGCUUCCUCCGACCGGAGUGAGCCCUUUUCCAAUUGAACCAUUCAGCCAGAUUUCGCUCGACUCGACCUCGACCACGCUCAAAAUCCAGAGCACGGAGACUAGUGAAACUACGAUAGAGGUAAUGCAACUAUUUAGAUAGAGAAAAAAAACUCAAGUAAAAAAAUAGCAAGCAACUAUAGUUAGGGACCGCAAAGCCACGCCCCUUUUCGCGAUAGAAAAAGUGGCUUUUUUUUGGUGUUCAACUUUCAUUUUGCUGUAGUUGCAAAAUAUGUGGAACUGGAUAAUAAAUUUUGGCACACAUGUACAAAAAAGCUUCCUCUUUCGUUUGAAAAAUAUUUCACGCUUUUUUGAUGCGUUCGCGCGGAAUGUCGUACAAAAAAACGUGAAUGGAACUAAAAAAAUUUUUGUCGUUUUUUUGCUUUUUUUCAUGUGUUUUUUUAGGUCGAACGCAUUCUUUCUUUUUUUAUAUAAUGAUUUUUGAUUCAAGUAACGGUAACUUUAAAAAUAAUAAAAAUAAAAAAAUUCGUCUUUGCCAAAAAAAUUUUAGGGAGUGCCGAAUGUGAUAAUUCAAAAUAUCGUUAAUAAGCGAAUAUAAUCGAGUUUUUUUUUCAGAAAUUUAGACCAUGGGCUUACUUAAAUUGUUCUCCACAGCAUAUGUGCUUGAAAAAAAGUUGUUUGAUAGGCGAAAAUGCUCUUGAAACUAGAUAAUAAAAAUUAGCGGCGUUUAUCACACCGAAAGCGGUCGAACGCAGGUUUUUUAAACGAUUAUAUACAUUUAUUAGUAAAAAAUCUUUCAAUUAAAAGAAUAAAAUAAAAAAUUCGUCUUUGCCAAAAAUUUACGGGGCCGUUUUAAUGCAGCGAUCGUUAAACGAGGCAAAAAGCACUAAAAAAAUAGUUUUUUCGAAGUGAAUUUCCACGAAAAGUUUGAGUAAAGAUUUGCGAACAUAUUCUGAUAAAAAUAGCUUCAUUACUUCUAGUUUUUCUUUUUGAAAUAGGCAAUCUGUGCUAUUCAAACGGCUCAAGGGUAAGGCGGAUGGAAGCUCCCCUCGCCAGACCUAACAGCUUGGCGCAGCGCGUGCGCUGCGAUUUUUCAUUUUGAGGUCGCGAGUUCGAUGCCCGCAAGCGCCAGUUUUUUGUUUUCUGGAAAAUACCGACUUUUUCGGCAAACUAGCUGAUUAGCAUUAUUUUAGCACUCUAUUAUGAUUUGUUACAUCAUAAUAGACCAGUAUCAAAACUUGUUCUGGAAGAAAAAUCGAGAAAAAUGUCAAAAAUGGAUAAUACCAAAAUUUCAGUACUAAAAAAAUGGUGCGCGGCGCGCCACAUUUUUCGUCAUAACUUUUUUUCAUCCUCAAUCUUUUUUUCGAAAAAAACUAAACGGUUCUGAGUUUUGAAUCGAAACAGCUAUCAAAACCAUACAAAGCUCAAUGCUGAAAAAAUUUUUUUGAAAAUUCGUCUGCGGUCCCUAACUAUAGUGUAGCGAAAGUCCAAGUUUUGAUGUUCGAGUAGUUGCUCUCUAGAAUACAUUUUUAUUCACUUACAAAGUAUAUCUUUCGAAGUUAAAAGAAGACAAUUAUAAAAAUUUCAGAACUUGAAAAGCUGGAUGUGAACGCGCUGAUCAAUAAGCGGAAAUAUAGGAAAAACGCGUCAUAGAUUUUCCAGGCUGAACAGUCGACCACUGCUGUGACAUUAUCGACGACAGAGCUCACAACAGUAGCUCCAACAUCUUUGGCUUCAAGAAGGAGUCGAAAGCCAAGAAGACGUACGACAACGACGACAACACCAACGACGACGACGACGAACUCGACAGCGGCGCAGCCAGUCACAACGACUCACGAUCCUCUCAUAACCAUUCCUCUACCAGCGGAACUAGCCGAGUUGGAAGAAUCCACGACAGAGAAGACUACGACUCCAGUUCCGUCCACCACGAUCGCACCCGAAAGUGCCAGUCAGAGCAUCGGCACCACUCGAAGGGCUCAUCGAAAACGCGGACGCAAGCGAAAUCGCGUUCUUCUCAGAAGACCUGUGACGACCAACCUCGGCAUCGAGCUGGAGGUGAUGCGACGUCGGCCGGUCAAGGUCAAUGACGACGUUCCUACUGUACAAAGCGAGUUGGAAAUGGUGAGAGAGUCAGAAAAUCCAAAAAGUGUCCUUAUCUCUUUUUUUUUCUUUUUUAAAUAACUGAAGAAUAUAAAUUUUUCACUGUUGUGUAUCGUAUCACUCAGUAUCGCACGUUUUUGAGCAUUUAUAGUGGCAACACUCUUAACUGAUCCCUAGUAUUGCUAAGAAACGUCCGGUUUUCGUUACCGAAAUCCGAGCUUAUUUUUUCACAAGGGAGGCCGAUUCUGUAGAAGUCAUAAUUUUUCUGAAAACUUUUAGAUGUACUGGAUGAAGAUCUCACGAGUCAGCGAUGAAAAAAGAUUGAUUUUCAAGAUUUUUGGUCGGUAAAUCAAAUAACGGAGUGGUCGAUUGUAAUACUUUUCAAAAUAUUUAGGUUGAAUGACCUCAUCUAUGUUUCGCGAAUUGACAAAAAUCGGUUUUUAGAUUUCCCAAAAUAAAUUGUUCUCCUCGGAGAGUUCGUUUCACUAAAAUCAAAAAGGAAAUUGCAGGAAAUCCCUCCAGUGGUGGUAAUGAAUAUCUCAGAUGAGAAAGUCGCUUCCGAAGCCGUCCCACUACGAUUCAAAAACAUCACUUCUAAGGCGGCAUUCCUACAGACGAAGAACAUAACUUUCGAAGUACCUACUCUUCAAACCGAAGUUUCGGGUAAGGUUUCAAUUUUUCUAACAGAGAUAUCAAAUAACUUAGAACCUUGUGACAAAAAGUGUAAAGGUCACUUGAACAUUAAAAAAAGCACUAAGUUUCAUUUAGAUACUAAGGUAAUUUUGGCAGAAAAACAAACGUGACAAGCUGCGCGAAAUGGGCUAUAAAAAAGUUUGAAUCUCCUGCAAAAUCACGCUGUUUUUAUCUUCUCAAUUUCUGGCUCAAGAUAGCUGUGAAAAGGAUUAAUCUCGCUUGGACGCUGGAAAUGAAAAAGUGCUUUUCAGAGCCUCUGAAAUCGACAACUGAGGCAUCGGUAGCAGUGAAAAGUCUUCAUCACUCAAGGUCUUCCGGAUGGAGCCGCCGGAGGAACAAUCUCCGCGGCAAACCGAACCGAAAACGUACCCGCGUUUCUACUCCGAUUCUCACAAAACCAAGGACUUUGACCACAAAACCUCCAGCUUAGAUAAUGUCAGAAACCUUACCAACUACACCUAGUCGUUCAAUGAUUCAGAAAUAA